GGAAAUUGUGUUAUUUUAUUAUUAAAUUAUAAUAUAAAUUAUCAUAUAAUUAAUUAAAAUAUAAUAUUUCGCAAUGGUGAUAGCUAUAGGAUUUGAAGGCAGUGCAAACAAGUUAGGCGUUGGAAUAGUUCGAGAUGGUGAAAUACUUUCAAACUGCAGAAGAACGUAUAUCACACCACCCGGAGAAGGUUUUCUUCCGAGAGAAACCGCAGAACACCACCAACAGAACAUUCAUGAGGUCCUGCAAGAAGCUUUAGACAAGUCGGGUAUCAAACCAGAGGAUAUAGAUGUGGUGUGUUACACGAAGGGCCCAGGGAUGGGAGCACCGUUAAUGGUUUGUGCUAUUGUCGCGAGAACCUGCGCUUUACUCUGGAACAAGCCAAUUCUGGGAGUCAACCAUUGCAUUGGCCAUAUUGAAAUGGGGAGACUUAUAACAAAAGCUAACAAUCCCACAGUGUUAUAUGUGAGUGGGGGAAACACACAAAUAAUUGCAUACUCCCGGCAACGGUACAGAAUAUUUGGUGAAACAAUAGAUAUUGCCGUUGGGAAUUGUUUGGAUAGGUUUGCAAGAGUUCUGAAACUAUCAAAUGCUCCUAGCCCAGGAUAUAAUAUUGAACAGAUGGCUAAGAAGGGAAAGAAAUAUGUGCAUCUGCCUUAUUGUGUGAAAGGCAUGGAUGUAAGUUUCUCUGGCAUUCUUUCGUAUAUGGAGGAUAAAAUUGAUGAGCUACUAAAGGAUUAUACUCCUGAGGAUCUCUGUUAUUCUUUACAAGAAACAAUAUUUGCCAUGCUAGUGGAGAUAACUGAAAGAGCCAUGGCUCAUUGUGGAUCCAAUGAGGUAUUGUUAGUCGGUGGUGUCGGUUGCAAUGAGCGAUUGCAAGAAAUGAUGGGCGUUAUGUGUUCGGAGCGGGGUGCGAAAAUAUUUGCCACAGACGAGAGAUUCUGCAUUGACAAUGGAGUGAUGAUAGCCCAUGCUGGGGCGGUUGCCUUCGAGGCUGGUGUGCGAAUGGACUUUAAAGAUGCUACCAUCACACAGAGAUAUAGAACUGAUGAUGUCCUUGUAACAUGGAGAGAUGAUUGAAAUAAAGCUUUUAUAUUAAUGAC
Messenger RNA from Aricia agestis (brown argus), 1101 nucleotides. It is a transcript of the gene Tcs3, whose product is annotated as probable tRNA N6-adenosine threonylcarbamoyltransferase. The coding region runs from base 74 to 1078 and encodes 334 amino acids. NCBI's taxonomy places the organism in Eukaryota, Metazoa, Arthropoda, Insecta, Lepidoptera, Lycaenidae. Gene Ontology annotation, biological process: tRNA threonylcarbamoyladenosine modification. The record is from RefSeq and is a predicted model, not a curated record. Gene Ontology annotation, cellular component: EKC/KEOPS complex; cytoplasm. The transcript is spliced from 6 exons.